GCAGCUCCAAUAUGGCGGCGUCCUGCGGCUCCUCGCAGCUCCCGGCUGCCGAGUCGCCGCUGAAGAUCCCCAAGAUGGAGGUGCUGUCGCCGGGCUCGCCGGGGGCGCUGAGCGACGGCAACCCGAGCCUCUCGGACCCGUCCACCCCCAGCGGCGCCUCCCCGCUCGGCGCGGGGCCGGGGCCGGCGGCCGGCGCGGCCGGGCUGGGGGGCGGCGGCGGCGCGGGGGGCCGCGGCGGGGCCUCGCCCUCCGUCUCCUUCUCGCCGGGCGGCGCCGCCGCCGCCGCUGCCGCCGCCGCCUGCCGCGGCAUGUCGUGGACGCCGGCGGAGACCAACGCUCUCAUCGCCGUGUGGGGCAACGAGCGGCUGGUGGAGGCGCGGUACCAGCAGCUGGAGGGCGCCGGCACCGUCUUCGGCAGCAAGGCCCCCGGGCCCGCCAUGUACGAGCGAGUCUCCCGCGCCCUGGCCGAGCUGGGCUACGAGCGCACGCCCUCGCAGUGCCGGGAGCGCAUCAAGACCCUUCGCAGGUGUUACAGCCGCGUGAAGGAGCACGGCGUGGGAAAGAGGAAAAGCAGCUACACCUUCGAGCAGCUCGAGCAAGUGUUUGGCCAGGGCGGAUGGGAUUCGCAGCCCUGCCAGCCCGUCCUCAUCAACAGCAGCGGCUUGUACCAGGAGCUGGAGUCGGACGGCAGCACCAUGGAAGAGUAUUCGCAGGAGGACUGGGGGAACCACAGCCAGGACCUGCACUGCUACCAGACCGGCGAGCAGGAAUUGGAUGAAAUGCCUACCACGAAAAGAACAUUAAAGAUAAAACAGGAAUCUUCAGAAGACACGCAGAAGCGGGACGUAAUGCAGAACAUCAUGCAGAUCUUGGAAUCGGUCCAGUUAAAGUAGCUGUUUCAGAGCUGGACGGACUUCUCCAGGCUACACCUCUCGAACAAACUGGCCAUUUUUGGCAUCGGCUACAACACGCGCUGGAAGGAGGAUAUUCGCUACCACUACGCCGAGAUCAGCUCGCAGGUGCCCCUCGGCAAGCGGCUCCGGGAGUAUUUCAACUCGGAGAAGCCGGAGGGCCGGGUGAUCAUGACCAGAGUGCAGAAAAUGAACUGGAAAAACGUUUAUUACAAAUUCCUGGAGAUUACCAUCAGCGAAGCGAGGUGCCUCGAGCUGCACAUGGAGAUCGACUGGAUACCUAUCGCCCACUCCAAGCCGACGGGGGGCAACGUCGUGCAGUAUUUAUUGCCGGGAGGGAUCCCCAAAAGCCCGGGUUUGUACGCCAUCGGGUACGAAGAGUGCCACGAGAAACCCCGCUCGCCCGUCGCGGAGCACCGAGGCGCCGACGGCGGCACCGAGGCGCCGGGGGAGGCGGACGUCCCGUCGCCGCAGGCCUCGCUCCGGGUGGAGAUGGAGGCGGCCAGGAUUAUCUACUGUUACCUGGGCAUCGCCGAGGUGAGGACUCUGCAGCAGUGCCUGUUUUUACAUUUCCAGGCAAACACCAAAACCUUCAGCAAAGAGUGGGUCGGGAUCAACGGGUUUUUAUCGCAGAACUGCGUCGUAGAACCAGGCGUGUCGCCCAAGUCCAUCUACAUCAAAUUUGUGGAAGUGGAGAGGGAUUUUCUUUCCGCUGGCUCUUUGGUAGAGUGCCUGGAAAAAGCCAUCGGAUACCCCUUAAAGUUUAACAACUGAAUCUCGUCCUUCAUAAGGAUUAGGGCUUUCUGCCCGGUUUCCCAUCUCGCUACCAGCCGCUUUGGGGGGCGCCGGCUGUCGGCGGUCGGGCGAGCCGAGGCUUUUCCGAGCGGAAGGAGCUUCGGAGCGCGAGACGCUUGCAGACGGGUUUCACCGAAUAAAAACGAAACUCAUCCCGGGCCAAGUGGGAUACGCGGCCAGCUUGCCGGGCGGACCAGCCGGUUUUAUACGGAGCGGCGCUGCGAGGAGAGCCCGGAAAAUGAACUGACUGUAGGUACAUUCCACAUCGGACAGAGCGUAGGCUUUGCGUUUCAUACGAAAAGCUGGGGGGGUUUUGUGUUUUUUUUUUUUUUUUUUUUUUUUUUUUGUUUUUUUUUUUGUCCCCCCCCCCACACAAUGUUUCAUUUUUACACAUCCGUCUCUAUAUAAGUGUUAUUACAGACCUGAAUAAAUAAGCAAUAGCUAAUGGCAAGUUAAACCUUGAAUCACAUUAAACGAGACUGUUUUUCACGCCACCCUUAGAUACUAUUGUAUAUAAUUUAGAGUUUCACUUUUUUCACCCAUCAAGUGUUCUCCUGUUUCCAAACAGUGUUGCCUGCAAAGACUUUUGUUUCCGUGAUGUAUUCCACUUUACUAGUAGUGUUGCCAUAUCCGAUUUAUAUUUUAUUUUAUUUUUAACAUUAAAAGAAUUCCUGGGCUUCCCCCCCCUCUUUUUUUCCUCCCCCCCCCUUUUUUUUAGGGGGGCAGGUUGGAGUUCUAAUUUAGCCUCUUUUGUGGCCGUGAGAAUAACCUGGCGGCCGGGAACCGUUUUGUCAAACCGUGCUUAUCGAUGCAAUCAAAGCUGUGAGAA
Rhea pennata is the source of this 2535-nucleotide messenger RNA. RefSeq names its product Myb/SANT DNA binding domain containing 2 (gene MSANTD2). Lineage: Eukaryota; Metazoa; Chordata; Aves; Rheiformes; Rheidae. The record is from RefSeq and is a predicted model, not a curated record.